AACAAAAUGUCGCCUCGCAAUGCUGACUGCGGCCUUUGCAGAGGGGGGAAAAAAAAAAGAGAGAGGAAGAAGAAAAAAAGCGCAAACUCGCGAGUCGAGUCGUACGUUGAUAACUCGUCGGCGAGGGGGGAGGCCGAGGGGGGACGACGGAUAAUCACCACUAAACGCUAUACGUACGGCGUUAUACGACGUUAUCGUGUUGUGUUCUCGAUGUCUAUAUACCGAUGCGGAAAGUACUUAGCGCGACACACGGAGGCCUUUCUUAUACAGCCGAGAAUUUGCAAAGUGUUCGUGUGCCGAGGCGAGCGUAAACGCGAGAGCUCGGAGCGUCUCUUUUGUGUUGCUCGUCGCGGUUCUCUCACUAUAGAGGAGGUAUAAAUUUCGAAAAGCCGGGGAAAUCGAGGGAGAUCAAGAAGCCCUGGUCCGAUUCUGCCGGGCUCGCCGAGCAGUUUUGGAGAAACAUUCGCUAACGCAAUCCGCAGCUACGUAAAUUGUCAGUGACCUGACGCGAGGUCGACCUAACCUCAAAGCCGCGCCCAGCCCGGGUCUGCGGCGCGGAUAAGACGAACUAGGCUCGAGGUGGGACUUGAGGUGGAGGAUCUCGGGAAUCGGGGGAAAUGGAGGUUCAGCUUCCUUAUCUGCAGGCGAUUCAGGCGCUACCUGGGAGUACACCUGCGGAUAAGUUCAAGGCUCUGAGGGGCAUCGCCAAGGGGAUCACCGAGACCGUCCCUUCGCCAGGUGAUUCCGUCCAGGUGACACCUUCGGCAGAACUGCCGGAAUCGCUGGUGCCCUACGUCAGGUUGGAGAUCGGGAAGAUCCUGAAGAGCUGCGACGAAGUCGCGGCUGCCUUGAGGUCGGAAAUCGAGAUCGUAGUCAACCAGGCCCUCCAAGUCGAGUGGUUCUUCGACGGUAGCCACAGGGAGUACACGAACUUCCAGUACUUCUCCCAACACCUACUGCCGUACGUGUCCUUGAGCAUAAGGUGUAGAUUAAUAAAAUGUCUAGCGAUCCAUUUAAGCAAGGAGCAGCGUCAAGUAGCCGAGGAAUUCUUCUCCGGAUUCGCGAGGAUGUACGGCACCCAGGAGACGCUGCCUCUCCUCGUAUCCUGCAGCGAGAACUUCGUCAGACAGAAGAUCGUCGAGUACCGAAUCGUCCUCUCCUGCAAGAUCCUUGAAAAUCUCUUCAGGAUCUUCCCCGACCUAGCGAUAUGGUACCUGAAGCUCUGUAAACCGAGAGAAAGAAACGACACAGUCCGCGACCUGCACAAUAUCAAGAUGACCGACUACGUCAAGUUCCUCCCGAGACUCGUCAGAGAUCACUUGGAUGUGUUCAAAGAGCUGGUCGAGUUGCACAAACCGGGAGUGCAGCUAGGUAGGAAAACGGGGAAGAUGUUCCUUAGGAAGUCCCUGCAGGACCUGAUAGAUAAACCAAAGAUCUACCUAACGAUAGUGCCGAUGAAAUUGAUCGCCGCGACUUUGGAGAGAGGUCAGUUGAUCACCAUGCUGCGAAAUCUCUAUCCCAAGGAUCUGAAGGACUUCGACUUGGACCGGAUGCUCGGCUACUUGAACGAGUUUGUCAAGACCGAUAAAUCGGAAAUAUUGCUGGAGACCUUCAAGGAAGUAUACGGGGACGAUCUCUUGAACCAUGGUAACCUCGUUACCAGCGAGCUGUUGCUGUUGCUGCCAACGGAGGAACGAGUCAGACAGGCGAGGCUCAAAGUCAAGGAUCAAAAUUGGAGUCACUGCACCUCGAAGCUCGCUUGGAUAUGUUACUUGCCGACUGCGGAAUCGAUUCCCGUGUUAAAGGAACAGGUAGCCAAGGCUCAGGACUCCGAGGAUCGCGGAUCGUUGCUGAGACACAUGGUCUACAGUUGUACGGUCAACCACGACGAAGAAGCGUUGCUGGAGUUCCUGCAGUACUUCUUGUCUCGACAUAGAAACGAAGAUGCACGGGUCAAGUAUCUCGUCUUAGAAGCCUUUCUAAGCUGGGUCGACUUCGACCACCUCCGGAAGGACCACUGGUCUUUGUUGGAAAAUAUAGUCGAGCUGCUUCACGUCAAGAACGAGCUACAGUUCAGGGCGACGAUCGGCGUGAACAUCCUUGCCCAACUAGCGUUCCACAAAUUCCAGCAGAAUCAACCGGCCGAUGUCCCCCUAGACCGCAUAAUAGAGAUGAACAAGACGAUCUGGUACAGCAGGUGGAACAUGCUGGAGAAACAUCCCGAAUGCGAGAAGAAGUGCCUGGAGUACUUCCUGAAAAACCUCGAAAAAGCUCUUCCAGAAAACGACAAGGUCUUGGCCCUGAACCUGGUCACUUCUCUAAUGGAAGGGAUUUAUGAAUUCAACAACCGGGUCCGGGCGACCAAACGAGCAGAGAAGUUGACAAUGACUGUCCGGAACACUCCUUGGUUGGUGGACCUCGUGAAGGCCACCUUGAACAACGCCUACAAACAGGCCUACGAAGAACAUGCCUACGAACGCCAGCGAAUCGAGAUCACGUUGCAGAAGAACGAGAAGGACCUCCUGAGCACCUGGCUGGAAUCAUACGGACUCGACAUAACGAGUGGUCAGGCAUAUCGAACACUGUUAAGGGACCCCCAGAAGAUCCUGAAGAACUGGCAGAAAGUUCUGGACCAGGGGAAAAACAUGGCCUUCCAGAAGGCAACGCUGAAGUUCUUCAGAGCCACCCGCUGGCACCAGGAGAUACCGAUUAAAUUUGCCCACGAGUGCAUGAAGAACGUGGCAGAGAAGAAGAACGAGAGUAUGCUGGUGAUCCUGGCGACGCUGGUCCACGGAUCCACCCUGACCAGCAUCCUGGAGCCAUUGGUGCCCUCCGAGGAGAGGAUCGACCCCAGUGGAGACAAGGCCAAGGAGAAAUAUCAGAUGAUCUUCAGCGUCCCCAAGGCGAUAGAAGUUGCCGAUCCUCCCGUUCCCCUAGAGCUGGUCUCCUCAUUCUGCCAGGGCGACUAUCUGCAAUACGUAUUGUCCACCCUGACCAAGGUGGCGAGGAGAAUCUCCAUUUCGAAGGUCCUGGCUUUCGCCAAAACCCUGACGGAACGCAGGGUCUCGGUCAAGAAACACGGCAUCAGGCUGGUGAUCCAAGUGGCGUCCUUGGACGAGGUGGCGACCUUCUUGGUGGAGUCCUGGGCGACCGAGACCCAUCCUUCCAUUCGGGCCAUCGUCUUCGAGAAGAGCCGCCAGCUCUUCCUGGAGAAACCCGGCGAGACGACCUGGACGCUGAUGCAGAGGUGCAUCGAAGGGCUCACCGAGAAGGACUCGGAACUGACGGCUUCCUUGACCGAUCUUGCUCAGGUCCCUAACGAGUACAUCACGGAGUACAUCGUCAGGGUCCUGGACGCCAUCAACAGGUCCACUUCCAAGGAUCCUAACUACAUCCCCACGGUCAUCUCGCGCCUGAUCGCCAACAUCGACCCGAGUAUCGCCGCCUUCCUUCCGGAGAAGAUGUGCGAGAUGCUGCUGACGAAGUACCUCUUCCCCAAGAACUACAAUCCCGCGAUCGCCACAUCCGCGACGAUAUUCUCUGUCGCCACGUAUCUAGUCCCCAGUUUGGAAAAAUUGGACCAGAGAUUGGCCUUCUUCGCGAAACUGCUAAACGAAGUCAUCGGCAAGCGUUGGGACGUGCCUGACCCCAGGUGCCCGAAAUUCUGCCCUGUUAACAACACCGUCAGGAAAGUGGUCGAGGUCCUCAGCAAGCACAUCAGGAAGGACAAGGUCCCGGCCAAAGUCGUCCAGCGAUUGGCCGAGUCCUUGGCCCCGGUGCUUCCUCCUCUUAAGGACCCUUUCACGUACUUGACGCUCAGCUUUGGGGCAGAGAUCCUAAACUCCACCUCGCCCGAAGAAUUUGGCCACAAAGUUGGUAGUCUAGUGCCACGGUAUGUCGAGGUCCUUGGCCAGGAGCUGAUCCUUUUCACGGGACACCUGCUGCGAGACUUCCUCUCGGUGAAUUACUUCACCAAGAUCAAGGACGAGGAAGUGAUGCUGCUAGUCAUCGAGGGACUCGUCAAAACUGGGGACGCGCAUGCGUGCAUAAUGGCGGCCACUUUGAUUUUGCCUUAUUGGUCGAAGGACCUUAACGAGAGGUACCUUAAGGUGAUUCGGAACUUGGCGAAUAAUCCACACCCGGCUGUCAGGGGACUGGUUAACCAUGAUAGGAACAAAUUUGAAUUCUCCUAUCCUAGUGAUUAGAUUUAAGACGAAUAAUCGAGACCUGGACACCUGUCGAAUUCCACGCCCGGAGUGAUAGAGACUUCUCCAUUUCCUGAGAACUCCAAACUCCCCUAAUCGUUAUCCUCAUAUGAGAAGGGGAACGGAAAUAAGAGGGCCGUUCAUUUCGUCAACACCUACCGGGAAUCUGGGGAUAAUCCGGGGUAACGAUCUAGCCCGGAGAUUUAUCUAACGCUGAUAACGAUUAGAUAAGCUUAGUUCGUCGCACCAUGAAAUUUUCCUACCCGCUCCCGAAUAACCGAUCCGUGGAAUUGAUCCGUCGACAUCCUGGCACGUGCCACCAACGUCGUCAAUUUUCGACGACAUUAAAGUCAAGUUCGAAAUUACCAAAAAAAAAAAGGAAAAAAAAAGUGGAAAACCGACUAACGUUACCGCCGCGUACAAGCACUCAGCAAUCGUUCCGUCGCUCUACCUUUUUAUAUCUAUACAUGAUAUAGAUGAUAUAGGUGAUAUCUUCGUAAUACUCCCAGAUGGUUGCUUCAUCGGCAGCCAUACGUAAACUUACUCAGGGCUUAAUAUCCCACGUCCCAAAAACUAGGAGGGAAAUAUAAAUAAUCCACUGAUAAGAUGUUCUAAAUAUAAUAAAGUCAUUAUUCAUUUACGAA
Molecule: messenger RNA, 4849 nt
Organism: Orussus abietinus
Lineage: Eukaryota; Metazoa; Arthropoda; Insecta; Hymenoptera; Orussidae
Exons: 2
Coding region: 618-4205 (1195 amino acids)
Source: RefSeq, a predicted model, not a curated record